AUGGAGGCGGUCGGGGGGCUUUCCCCAAACGCGAGAAGCGGUGUCGACCAAUUUAACGAUGAUAUGCAGUCCCGAGCCGCAGAUGUGGCGCCGCUCCGUAUAGAUCAAAGCGAAAGGCCGCAGAAUGCUGCGCCCGCUCCUACCGGACUAGGGAUAGUAGCGGCCGAGAAGGAGGUCCAGAAGGAGGUCCAGAAAGACGUCUAG
Molecule: messenger RNA, 204 nt
Organism: Penicillium canariense
Lineage: Eukaryota; Fungi; Ascomycota; Eurotiomycetes; Eurotiales; Aspergillaceae
Exons: 1
Coding region: 1-204 (67 amino acids)
Source: RefSeq, a predicted model, not a curated record